This is a messenger RNA of Daucus carota subsp. sativus, 1286 nucleotides long. RefSeq names its product coatomer subunit epsilon-1. The coding region runs from base 106 to 978 and encodes 290 amino acids. Gene Ontology annotation, biological process: intra-Golgi vesicle-mediated transport; retrograde vesicle-mediated transport, Golgi to endoplasmic reticulum; endoplasmic reticulum to Golgi vesicle-mediated transport. Gene Ontology annotation, molecular function: protein binding; structural molecule activity. NCBI's taxonomy places the organism in Eukaryota, Viridiplantae, Streptophyta, Magnoliopsida, Apiales, Apiaceae. Gene Ontology annotation, cellular component: COPI vesicle coat. The transcript is spliced from 8 exons. The record is from RefSeq and is a predicted model, not a curated record.
AAAAAGUCCAUAUAAAAGUAAAUCAGAAGACUCUCCUUUCUUUCUUGCUCUCGACUUACUCAGCAAACAGAAAACACAAAGACACACGGAUUAAGAUCUGAAAUCAUGGCAGCAGCACCAGAUCUAUUGUUCUCUGUGAGAAACAAUUUCUACCUGGGAGCCUAUCAGGCCGCUAUCAACAGCAGCAAUAUCCCCAAUCUCUCUCCCGAUGAAGCUGUCGAGAGAGAUUCUAUUAUUUACCGAUCUUACAUUGCCCAGGGCAGCUAUGAGCUUGUGAUUAGCGAAAUCGAUUCCUCCGCUGCUACGCCUCUCCAGGCCGUCAAACUGCUAGCCUUGUAUCUCUCUAAUCCUGGGAAUAAGGAAAGUACCAUCUCAAGCCUCCAUGAGUGGCUGUCAGAUCCAGCAAUUGGAAAUAACCCAAUCUUACGGACCAUUGCUGGGAUUAUAUAUAUGCAUGAGCAAGAUUAUAAUGAAGCUCUGAAACACACAAAUGCUGGGGGGACUAUGGAAUUGCAUGCUUUGAAUGUUCAGAUAUUUCUUAAGAUGCACCGAUCAGAUUAUGCAGAGAAGCAACUGAGGAUCAUGCAACAGAUUGACGAGGACCAUACGUUGACUCAACUUGCAAAUGCAUGGAUAAAUCUGGCUGUGGGUGGCUCAAAGAUUCAAGAAGCGUAUCUCAUCUUCCAGGAUUUCUCAGAGAAGUAUCAGAUGACUAGUUUGAUUCUGAAUGGGAAGGCUGUCUGCAGCAUGCACAUGGGAAAUUUUGAUGAAGCUGAAUCAUUGCUACUUGAAGCACUUAACAAGGACACAAAGGAUCCUGAAACAUUGGCUAACAUGGUUGUGUGCUGCCUUCAUCUUGGGAAGCCCUCAUCGCGUUAUCUUAGUCAGUUAAAACUUUCACAGGCAGACCAUAUGCUUGUUAAACGUAUAUCAGCUGGUGAGGAGGCUUUUGACAGAGCAGUGCAGACAGUUGCUUAAAGGCGGGCGAGAGAUCCAAUGAAUGAACAGCACAACCAAAAAAAUAUAGAAAAUAGGCCAUGAAUUCAAGAAUACGCGGGAGAUACUGGAUUCGCCGUCAUUGGGCUGUAUCGUCACAAGGAUGCCUAUGCUUUCUCUAAAUGUGUUUAUGACUUUUUCUUUACCCAGUUUAAAGUGAUAUUAGGAUCAUUAAACAUCUUUUGCUCUUUUGCACUUUGACUGGAUUGCUCGAAUUGGUCUUGUGACCGGAUUUAUUGCGAUAACGAAUUUUGGCGUUUAUAUACAUAUAUAUCAUAUAUCAAUUGGAA